Messenger RNA from Anopheles nili, 1584 nucleotides. RefSeq names its product CWF19-like protein 1 homolog. The record is from RefSeq and is a predicted model, not a curated record. The transcript has 4 exons. Gene Ontology annotation, biological process: mRNA splicing, via spliceosome. NCBI's taxonomy places the organism in Eukaryota, Metazoa, Arthropoda, Insecta, Diptera, Culicidae. Bases 1 to 1584 code for a protein of 527 amino acids. Gene Ontology annotation, molecular function: RNA lariat debranching enzyme activator activity. Gene Ontology annotation, cellular component: post-mRNA release spliceosomal complex.
AUGGAACAGAAAUUAAAGCUGCUUGUUUGCGGUGAUGUUCGCGGUAAGCUGAAGUCGUUUUUCGCGCGCAUUGAAAACGUAAACAAAAAGAGCGGCCCGUUCGAUUUGGUAUUGUGCGUGGGUGAUUUUUUUGGCUCAAACUCCGAAAUUGACGUCCUGCAAGAGUACAAAAGAAACGUUAAGACCGUCGCUGCACCAGUGUACAUUCUCGGUCCUACUGCAAAGCAGUUGACACAAUACUACGAGGAAACACGGGAUGGAGAUAUUUGUACAAAUCUUAGUUACCUCGGGAAGCGUGGCGUUUAUACGACAGCCGGUGGACUAAAAAUUGCCUACCUUAGUGGUACCGCAAGCUCACAAAAUUCUUCCGAAGCUGGCGAAUGGACAUACACUAAGGCAGAUGCCAUUGCGGUACGAGAUUCCUGCCUAGCAAGUAAGGCAAACAUGGGUGAUUUCAGGGGUAUCGAUAUCCUUCUUACCUCACAAUGGCCUCUUGGCAUGCGUGAGAACGUGAAAGACAGCUGCAAGUUAGUUUCGUGGCUGGCCGAUGCCAUUAAACCACGGUAUCAUUUCUGUGGGAUAAAUGACGAAUUUUAUGAAUCGCCACCGUAUCGAAAUCUUCCAGAUAAAAACACUCAAAUGGAACUGGCAACCCGCUUCGUAGGUUUAGCCAGUUUUGGGAAUCCCGAAAAGAAAAAACACAUCUACGCUCUGAGCAUAACACCUGUGGAGAAGAUGCGAGUGCUGGAGUUGAUCCAAAAGACUACCGACGAGAUUCAGUCGCCGUAUCAAGAACUUUCCUUAAACAUUAUGGAAAGCGAAGGCAGAAGUGACCGCGAAAAGCCGGAUGGCCAGUAUUUUUACGACAUGAAUACGUACGAUGACAAUCGACGAAACAAACGCCGGAGUAACGAACCACACCAAUGUCAAAAGCGACAGAGACCGACAUUCGAUCAGGAAACCUGUUGGUUUUGCCUUUCAGCGGGUAGCAUUGAGAAACAUCUCAUUAUAUCGGUCGGUGAUCAUUUCUAUCUAGCGCUCGCGAAAGGACCCAUCAGCGAAACGCACAUACUGAUCCUCUCGAUAACGCACAUCCAGUGCGCAGCUUUACUUUCCGAUGAGCAAUGGGCAGAACUGGUGCGGUUCAAGCAAGCCCUGACCCAGUUUUACGCCGAUCGCGAACAAAAGGUGUUCUUCUACGAGCGCAACUUCAAAACGGGCCAUCUGCAAAUAAAUGCCAUCGGUAUCGACGACAACGUGGCAUGGAAAAUACAGCACGUGCUGGAGGAUAAAGGCGAAGAGUACAGCGUUCAGCUUGAAAAGGUACCGAAAUUAGGUUCACCAGCUGAUCUCCCUGAACGAGGACCUUAUUUUGUUGCUGAGCUGCCCGAUGGAACGGUCAUGCUAACGCGGCAGAUGAAAGGCUUUCCGCUACACUUCGGACGAGAGAUAAUCUGCGCGGACAAUUUGCUGAACUGUGAAGAAAAGGCGGACUGGCGGCAGUGUAACUGUUCCAAGGAGGAGGAAGACGAAAUGGUAAAAAAUUUUAGAGAAAAUUUCAAGCCAUACGAUUUUACAGUAUGA